Copidosoma floridanum is the source of this 2444-nucleotide messenger RNA. RefSeq names its product Ionotropic receptor 8a (gene Ir8a). Gene Ontology annotation, biological process: monoatomic ion transport. The record is from RefSeq and is a predicted model, not a curated record. Gene Ontology annotation, molecular function: ligand-gated monoatomic ion channel activity; signaling receptor activity. Lineage: Eukaryota; Metazoa; Arthropoda; Insecta; Hymenoptera; Encyrtidae. Gene Ontology annotation, cellular component: membrane.
GAAAAAAAAAAAAAAAUUGAGCCAUGUCGGCGAGGAGUCGAGUCUCGGUCGCCUUGGCGAUCUUUGCGCUGUGCUUUGGACUCGCUGCAGCCCAGGCUCCUGUCACCAUACUGCUGGUGCUCGAGGAGCCCGACGCAGGGAUACUCAGCAGCAUCAACGGCAUCAUGUCCGAGGCGGAGAGCACCUUCGGCGCGAACCUCAUCAAGGUGGACGUGCAGUACGUGCUGGUCGACAGGGAGUACGUCGACGGGAAUUUCGAAAAAGAGCUGAACCAGACGUUGUACUACCUGAUCGGCAACUCCAUAAUCCGGCUGGUCGUCAUCGACUACCUCUCGCCGCAGACGGUCGAGCGGAUCGGCAACAUGAGGCCCCUGCCCUCCUACUACAUCAUCUACGCCAAAACCAAACAGAUGGAGGAACUCUUCAAGACCGCACUGGAGGGCGGUCUGGUGAAACGCGACGGGGUUUGGCACUUGGUGUUCAUGGACUACGACCACAAGGAGUUCUCGUACUUUAAGAACAACGUCCCGCUCAACGUCACCAUAAGCGCCCUCGCGAUGAAGGAAUCGGUGUGCUGCCACCUCAUGUACUCCGACAACCCGCGCUGCGAGUGUCCGGCGGAUUUUCAAAUUUUCGAUCACUACUUCCGGCGGCUGGUCCACCUCGUUGUCGAGAUACUGAGCGAACUGCAGUCGGCCAACUUGCUUCAGGAGCCGCAGACCGGCCAGUGCAACACGAAAAAUGCGACGGGCGCCAGUACGAACGGGACCCUAUUAGAAUUCGACAAGAAGCUCAUGGCCAAAAUAGCCAACAACGACACGUUCGAGUACGUGAAGAAGCGAAACCUCAUAGCGUACAAGGCCGAGGCGGAUCUGAAGGUACUGAGCAACGGCAAGCUCGAGACGAACGGCACUUGGGAUCGGGAGCACGGCAUCGAGGCCCUGCCCAAUCGGACGAUCCAAGCGGCUCGGCGCUACUUUCGCAUCGGCACCACCGAGUCGAUUCCCUGGACGAUAAAGAAAUUGGACCCAGAGACCGGCGAGCCUCUGAGAAAAUCGGACGGCAGCUACCAGCUGGACGGCUACUGCAUCGACCUCAUCGACAAGCUAGCCAGCAUGAUGGACUUUGAUUACGACAUCGUGGUGCCGGAGGACGGGGAUUUCGGGCAAAAAAUCGAUGGUGUCUGGACCGGCUUGGUCGGCGACCUCGCCAAGGGACAAACCGACAUCGCCGUGGCGGCCCUCACCAUGACCUCGGAACGCGAGGAAGUCAUAGACUUUGUGGCUCCGUACUUUGAGCAGUCCGGCAUACUAGUCGUGAUGCGGAAGCCCGUGCGCCGAGCGUCCCUCUUCAAGUUCAUGACCGUCCUGAAGAUCGAAGUCUGGCUGAGCAUCGUCGGGGCGCUCACCCUCACGGGCAUCAUGAUCUGGCUGCUCGACAAGUACUCGCCUUACAGUGCUCGCAACAACAAGCAAAUGUACCCCUAUCCGUGCAGAGAGUUCACCCUGAAGGAGAGCUUCUGGUUCGCCCUGACCUCGUUCACGCCCCAGGGCGGUGGCGAAGCACCCAAAGCCCUGUCCAGCCGCACCCUCGUGGCCGCCUACUGGCUCUUCGUCGUCCUCAUGCUCGCCACUUUCACGGCUAACUUGGCCGCCUUCCUCACCGUCGAACGGAUGCAGUCGCCGGUGCAAUCGCUGGAGCAAUUGGCCCGGCAAUCGCGUAUCAACUACACGGUUCUCAAAAACUCGACGGUACACCAGUACUUCAAGAACAUGAAGAGCGCCGAGGAACGACUUUACCAAGUAUGGAAAGAGUUGACGCUCAACAGCACGAGCGACCAGGUCGAGUAUCGUGUCUGGGACUACCCGAUAAAGGAGCAGUACGGCCACAUACUCCAGGCGAUAACCGCCGCGGGUCCCGUCAAGACGGUCGAGGAAGGUUUUCGAAAGAAAGGCGGAGUAUUCAUAGCGACGCUGGUGGGUCUGCUCCUGGCCAUGUUAACGCUGGCCGGGGAGGUGUUCUACUACCGGCGACGGAACGCCAAGCUGGAGCCGCAGGAGCAUAUGAGGUCGCGCGAAAAGUUCAAGGGAUCGAUAACGGAAAGUGAUCAGAUGAUGAUACAAAAGUUGGCCUCGAGGCUGCAACUCAAGCCCGCGCCGACUUUCGCCUUCGACGGCAAAUCCCUGGGAUCCAAACAGCCCAAGAUAUCGCACAUAUCCGUCUAUCCCAGAGAUCCGUUUCCCUUCAAGGAUUGAUUGGGUGUUGAACACGCAUAUACCGCACAAUAUUCAGCCACUGUUGCCUAUAUAACAUGACGUUGCCUUUUUCUUUGUUGUUGUUGUUGCUGCCAUCAUUUUAUAAUUCUACAUAUAAGCACUAUCAUUUCUUUUUUUUUUCUUUUUUUUUUGUACGCAAGGGGAUAUUGACAUACAUACAUACAUACA